GCUUUAAGCUCAUUUAAAUAUUGGUUUAAUGUUUUUUUUUAUAUUUGCAUUAGGCAUUAAAAUAGUAUUUUCCAAAAUCUAAUUAUUGUUCAUCCCUAGAAUUUAAAACCUUGCAAUUUGGAAAGUGGUCGCUGUUAUCGGCUAAACAGGUCCUUACCUUUUUUUUUUAAAUUAUUUUAGGCAAGAAAUAAAUACAACAAACAUUUUUUUCAGCUAAAGAAUUGCCUGGAAACAUAAAAGGUCUAUUUGCAUACCUACAUUUUGGAAAAUUACUCAGGGAAUACAAUUCAGGAAAUAAUAUUAUAUGUAAUUACCUAAUACAUACAUAUUCCUGCUUUGGUGUAUGUACGCCAUUGAGAAAUGAUUUGGUACGUCCUGUGAAGUUCAAAAAGUUUAUAAUGGAUACAAACUUCGUUGACAUGGCAUACGAACGUUAUGGAAUACUAGUCCAAAAUGAACAAUAUGAUGAAGAUACAACAAAGACGGAUGACAUUCAAAAAGUUAAUGUCAACAAUGCCAUUUUUAUUCCGGAUGACAUUUCCAGAGGCGGUGAAAUUAAUUCACAAAGAAAUAAAAUUUUUGAUGCGUUCAUUCAGUCGGAAACUCAAUAUACUGAAAGCAUAAUAAAUACGAAUAUGCAUGGAAAACAAUUAUUGAAAGAAUCGGAGAACGUUUGUCCAUCUAAAAUAAAGAUGAGUGCCAAGAACUAUGUGACAAACUUUGAAAAGGCGGAAAACAGUUUUAAGAACAUUUGCUCUGAACAGCAGGAAAUUUCAAAGGAAUUGGUGAAUUGUCUUCAGGGCAAUGUAAGAGAAAUAAAAGAUUCUGAUAUUAGAGACCGCAUUACUGACGAUUCCGAAACAAUUGGGCUUAUAUCAUGUGGAAAGUCGAGACGCUGGGAACAAAAACUGGUUCAAAUUAAAACUAUGGAAGGGGAAUUUAGUGUAACUAUGUGGGCAUCUGGAACAUCUGAUGACGAGUACUCCGGGUCUGAGCAAAAUAUUGGCGAAACAGACUUUACAAAAGAAACGGAUAACACUUCUGAUGGCGCAAUGGUCAUUUCACAAAGCCAUGAAAACGUGUCAGACUUCGGGCAGGAGGAAACCCUCCUGCGGCAACAGAUGUUGUACAAUCAAGAAUUCCAAAUGCAGCAGUUUAACGUCUUUCCGUUAACAGGACAGUUACCAAAGGAUAAAAAGCUUCCUGAUCAAGCAAAGAAUCCUUCCAACAGAAACUUCACCAAAUCAACGUCCAGUUGUGACACUCAAUCUUUGCUAACAAAUUCCAUUGCGAAUGUGCAGUCUAUAGAUCGGUCUGGAGCGACUGCAAUUGAAAAUCAGAGAUUAUUAAAUAAUGAUAAUGAUUGUGACUCGCGUGCGGCAGGAACACUUCCUUUUGGUCUUGGUUUCCAAGGAAGUCUACAAACAGAUGGCUCGUCAACUCCACCCCAACUACCGUACAAUGAAACCCAAGGAGCUUCAGUCACUACCACUGAUCUGGAACUGAACAAUUCCCAGGACUUAGUGGCUUAUACAAACGAUAAAAAGAUAGCAUGCCCUCAUAAAGGAUGUCAUAAAAACUUCAGAGACUCGUCUGCAAUGCGCAAGCAUUUACAUACGCAUGGUCCUCGUGUGCACGUUUGUGCAGAGUGCGGAAAAGCUUUCGUAGAAAGUUCUAAACUAAAAAGACACCAGCUCGUUCACACAGGAGAAAAACCAUUUCAGUGUACCUUUGAAGGAUGUGGGAAACGUUUUUCACUCGAUUUUAACUUAAGGACGCACGUAAGAAUUCACACUGGAGACAGGCCGUUUGUGUGUCCCUUUGAUUCCUGCAACAAAAAGUUUGCUCAGUCCACAAAUUUAAAAUCACACAUAUUAACUCAUGCAAAAGCGAAGAGGAACACAAGUACUAUUCGACACAGUACUUGUUCGAACAACGAUUCAAAUAGUCCUAGUGAUGAAACAAACUCAAAAAAUUAUAUUAAGGUAGAAUUGCGAGAUAAUGUUUCAGUAAACAAUGUUCCCUUUAUAGUGUAUGCAGAUUAAAAAGUCUGUAUAUUUUUAAUCAAUAUAAAUAUAAUACAUAUUUUAUAAGAUUUAGUUAUGUAUGUAAAAAUCUUCCCCGUCGUAUACAUGAAUAAAAACAAAAGCGAAAUGAUUUUAAAUAUUUUGUCGUACAUCAAAAAAGUAUAAGAGUUUUGUAUAGUGCUUUUCACAACCUUAAGAAUCGUGUACAGAAAAUAUAGUUUAAUAAAUAUCUAUUACAAAUAUU
Molecule: messenger RNA, 2271 nt
Organism: Drosophila guanche
Lineage: Eukaryota; Metazoa; Arthropoda; Insecta; Diptera; Drosophilidae
Product: polycomb protein PHO
Exons: 7
Coding region: 399-2045 (548 amino acids)
Biological process (GO): regulation of transcription by RNA polymerase II
Cellular component (GO): transcription regulator complex; PcG protein complex
Molecular function (GO): DNA-binding transcription factor activity, RNA polymerase II-specific; RNA polymerase II cis-regulatory region sequence-specific DNA binding
Source: RefSeq, a predicted model, not a curated record